GGGGCGCUGAGGCGGCUUCCGGUCGGGCCUGCCCGGGUCGGCGGAACCUUUGCCAGGUGCUGCGCGGCGGGUGGGUCCGAUUCGGUACCGGCCUUGCCUGUCUGGGCUCGUUCUCUGGAGACUGGAGUGGAAGUUUUCUCAGAUUCAUGUCCUUUCACUGCUAAAAUUAUCCCUCACUAAAGAUGCAUCCAGACCUGUCUCCUCAUCUGCACACUGAAGAAUGUAACCUAGUUAUCAGUCUGCUCAAGAAGUGUCAUAAGGAGCACAACAUUUUGAAAUUUUUUGGCCAUUGCAAUGAUAUUGACCGUGAGAUGCGGAAAUGCCUAAAGAAAGAGUAUGAAGAAAACAGGGCCAGGAGCCAGGAGCUGCGACGGAGGAUAAUUAAUGCUCACAGAAACUCAGAGAAUUGAGCUGUACUGUACUUGAACAGCUGCAUCUCACCAGGGACACUCAGUUAAAAGUGGACAGAAUACUUUCCCAUCAUCAGUGCUCAGCCUGUGGCUUGUGAAAUGGUGAAAAAAUAAAUGCACCUAAUGCAUACUCAUUUCCAGCAAGGCAAACAAUGUGCAAAAAAAUUUAAAUACGAUAAAUGAACACUGACAGCCUAAUUUUUAACCUCUAAAGGAAGACUUGUGGCAGAUCUUUGCUCUGGCAUACUUCUGUUAUGAUAGUUAAGUAAAAAGGAAUUACUUUGUGUAGAAUAUUAUGUAUUGGAGGCUGCUAUAUCCCCUACAUUCUGUUGAGUUGCAUUUAUUGCUUUCUGUUUGGCAGUUCCUCUUUCAUAUCUUGUUUUCUGUUCUUUUUUUCUCCCUUACAAAACACUGAAUUACUUUUUCCAUCACUCUUUGUAGUGUUGUGAUAACACUGCUUAAAUGCACUCGCAGAAGGAAGUUUUAAACCUAUGUGAAUUGAGCUUGGAAAUUGCCUAUCAAGUAAUAAUUGGAGUUCUAGUAUUUUUAUUCAAGCUAAAAUGAUGAAACUACCAUCUUUCACUGAGAAGAUUAAAAAAUCCUUCAUGGCAACCAUAUGUACAGUGUAGACUCUUUUAAGACAAUUUUAUCAUCAUACCCAAAGCAAGCUGCUUUAGAAACUCAGAAUGGAACAUUUCCAGGGAUUUACAAAGCUUUGCCUUGAUUUUUGUUGAGUACAAUCGAUGCAUGCUGAGUGUUUUUUGAAGAGGAGCAUUGCCAAAACCCAAAGCUAAAGAGUUCUUCCACAUGCUGUGGUACAAACUUGAAGUCAAGUUAUGACUAUUGCUGUUGAAGAAGAAUUCAGAUUGAAGAGAAAGGAAGUGUCACUUGCCUUUCAGUUAAGCAAGUCACCUAGUAUUGUCUUAACCAAGCACCUUGCUAGCCUAAAAGAACCACUUAUUUGCUGUAAGACUGCAGAAAGUCCUCAACAAGCCUGAAUUCAGAAGAUUUGAUAUUUGAUAUAUCAAAUAUUGAUAUUUGAUAUUAAAACGUAUGCUGGUUUGUGCAGUGAUGGAGCUGCUUCUCUGACUCUCUGCUGUAUAUUUUAAAAUUACUUUUCCUUUCUGCCUUGCAACAAAGGAGUAUUAACAAUAUUAUUGAACCAAAUAUAAUAAGUGUCAGCCUUUUGAAAAAA
This is a messenger RNA of Calypte anna (Anna's hummingbird), 1605 nucleotides long. It is a transcript of the gene CMC2, whose product is annotated as C-X9-C motif containing 2. NCBI's taxonomy places the organism in Eukaryota, Metazoa, Chordata, Aves, Apodiformes, Trochilidae. Bases 183 to 410 code for a protein of 75 amino acids. Gene Ontology annotation, cellular component: mitochondrion. The record is from RefSeq and is a predicted model, not a curated record. The transcript has 4 exons.